This is a messenger RNA of Vigna unguiculata (cowpea), 1242 nucleotides long. RefSeq names its product 3'-5' exonuclease-like. Gene Ontology annotation, biological process: nucleobase-containing compound metabolic process. NCBI's taxonomy places the organism in Eukaryota, Viridiplantae, Streptophyta, Magnoliopsida, Fabales, Fabaceae. Gene Ontology annotation, molecular function: 3'-5' exonuclease activity; nucleic acid binding. The record is from RefSeq and is a predicted model, not a curated record.
UAAAAGUUCCGUCUUUUCACCACAUCUACUCUCUGAUGUCUCUGAAGGGGGAAGGGAUUUGAGAUGAAGAACGUGAAGGAGGAGGAGAGUUGUUUCACGCGCCUUGCCUCAUUCGUCUGCGAUUCUAAGCCUUUCACGGAGGAAGAUGUUAUGGGCAUAAUUGGGAGAUGAGGAAAUAGAGCCCAGCCCAAGUGAAGUGGAGGUGACAAUUCAAAGUUGAAGAGAAAUCCUUUUAGAAAUCGUCAGGCUAUUCAAGAAUGAGAUUACCUGCAAUUAAGUUUAGUGGUCGAAUUAUGUAUAGCAGGACUUUUGAUUCUGUACAGAAAGCUGCAGCAGAACUCUUACAGGCCCUGGACGAAAAAAAUAGAGAGAUUGUGCAAUUUCCAUUUGGAUUUGACAUUGAGUGGAAACCUUCCUUCCAUAAAGACGAUCCACCCUCAAAGGUAGCAGUCAUGCAGAUAUGUACUGACAGUAGUCAUUGUCAUGUUCUACAUCUAAUUCAUUCUGGAAUCCCUCCAAAUUUACAGCUCUUGCAGAUAUGUCAUUGUUAUAAACUGGAUUUCUUGUUUUUUUUCUUUUGUCUACGUCAACUAAUCAAUUAUGUAAGUUUUAAUACAAAGUUUGGUGUGCGCAAGGUUGGAGUUGGGAUUGAUAGUGAUGCCACGAAGGUUUUUAGAGAUUAUAAAAUAUCUGUCAAAGGUGUGACAGAUCUUUCUUUCCAUGCCAAACAGAAGCUUGGUGGUGAUCGCAAUUGGGGUCUUUCAUCUUUGACCGAAAAACUUUUAUCGAAACAGCUGAAAAAGCCCAAGAAAAUAACACUGGGAAAUUGGGAGACUCCUGUUUUGUCAAAGGAGCAACUAGAGUACGCUGCAACCGAUGCUUUUGCUUCUUGGUAUCUUUAUCAGGCAAUUAAAGAUCUGCCGGACGCCCAAGUCACGGACAAAAGUCGCAAAGUUGAUGGUUGUGUUACUAAAUUUCGGCCAUGGUGGCGCCGCCGUGGCAGAAAUCGAUUUUAGCUAUAUAGACUAUAUCUACUGAUAAGUGGCCGAUGGCAUUCAAAAGAUUUUAGAAUCAACUCAAGAUUCUAAUAAUUGAUAGCACUGGCUGUUAUUUCCUGUUAUCCGAUAUUGUUAACACUGGAUGAUGGUCUACUGCAGGACUGACUACAUCUUCGUUGUGUGUAUUAAAUUUAGCUUAUAUUAAAUAUUAACUAACAAGUGAUAAUUACUUAUCUGCACGAAA